Messenger RNA from Lasiodiplodia theobromae, 1530 nucleotides. RefSeq names its product UDP-n-acetylglucosamine pyrophosphorylase. Bases 1 to 1530 code for a protein of 509 amino acids. Gene Ontology annotation, molecular function: UDP-N-acetylglucosamine diphosphorylase activity. The transcript is spliced from 2 exons. Gene Ontology annotation, biological process: UDP-N-acetylglucosamine biosynthetic process. Lineage: Eukaryota; Fungi; Ascomycota; Dothideomycetes; Botryosphaeriales; Botryosphaeriaceae. The record is from RefSeq and is a predicted model, not a curated record.
AUGGCUGGCGUCAUCAAGGACAUUGCAAACAAGAUCACCGGCUCCUCCUCCGAGGCUGCCCCGCGCGAGCCCACCGCCGAAGAGGUGAAGGAGCUUCAACAGAAGUACGAGAAGGCUGGCCAGCAGCAGGUCUUCGCCUUCUGGGAGCAGCUCAGCUCCUCGGAGAAGGGCACCCUGUACGCCCAGCUGUCCGGCAUCGACCCCGACCACAUUAACAAGAUCACCGACCGCGCCCUCAACCCUCCCAAGACUGAGAGCGAAGACCAGACCCCCACAUUCGAGCCGCUCCCAACCUCGGCCACCUCGUCUGUCCUAGACUCCAAGGAUGAAGACCUCAGCAAGUGGUACGACUCGGGUCUCGAGCUGAUCGCGGAGAACAAGGUGGCGGUUGUGUUGAUGGCUGGUGGACAAGGCACUCGCCUGGGCAGCUCGGCACCCAAGGGCUGCUACGACAUUGGCCUUCCCAGCCACAAGUCGCUGUUCCAGCUCCAGGCGGAGCGUAUCUGGAAGGUGCAGCAGCUGGCGAAGAAGAAGCACGGCAAGUCGGAGGUCAUCGUUCCCUGGUACGUCAUGACCAGCGGCCCCACGCGUGGCCCGACGGAGCAGUUCUUCCAGGAGAACAACUACUUCGGCUUGGACAAGGCCAACGUCAUCGUCUUCGAGCAGGGUGUUCUGCCCUGCAUCUCGAACGACGGCAAGAUCCUGCUCGAGAGCAAGUCCAAGGUUGCCGUCGCCCCUGAUGGCAACGGUGGUAUCUACCAGGCACUCAUCACUGCGUCCGUCGUGUCGGACAUGAGCAAGCGCGGCAUCCAGCACGUUCACGCGUACUGUGUCGACAACUGCCUCGUCAGGGUCGCCGACCCCGCCUUCAUCGGCUUCUCGGCCGCCAAGGACGUCGAGAUUGCGACCAAGGUGGUGCGCAAGCGUGACGCCAAGGAGUCGGUGGGUCUGAUCAUGCAGAGGAACGGCAAGCCGGACGUCGUCGAGUACUCUGAGAUCAGCGAGGAGAUGGCCGAGGCCAGGGACGCGUCGAACGCGGAGCUGCUCAAGUUCCGUGCGGCCAACAUUGUCAACCACUACUACUCGUUCCGCUUCCUCGAGAGCAUCCCGCAGUGGUCGCACAAGCUGCCGCACCACAUCGCACGCAAGAAGAUCCCCUACGUCGACACCGAGUCGGGCAACACGGUCAAGCCGGAGAAGCCUAACGGCAUCAAGCUGGAGCAGUUCGUGUUCGACUGCUUCCCCUUCCUGUCCAUGGAUAAGUUCGCGUGCAUGGAGGUCAGGCGUGAGGAUGAGUUCUCGCCGCUCAAGAACGCGCGCGGCACGGGCGAGGACGACCCCGACACCAGCAAGCGCGACAUCAUGGACCAGGGCAAGAAGUGGGUGCAGGCGGCGGGCGGUGUCGUUGUCGGUGAGAAGGCGGAGGACGGCGUCGAAGUGUCGCCGCUGAUCAGCUACGGCGGCGAGGGCCUCGAAUUCCUCAAGGAGCGGACGAUCAAGGCGCCCGCUGUCAUCGAGAAGGAGGAGUAG